Messenger RNA from Eimeria mitis, 1494 nucleotides. RefSeq lists its product as uncharacterized. Gene Ontology annotation, biological process: regulation of transcription by RNA polymerase II. NCBI's taxonomy places the organism in Eukaryota, Apicomplexa, Conoidasida, Eucoccidiorida, Eimeriidae. Gene Ontology annotation, cellular component: nucleus. The transcript has 4 exons. Gene Ontology annotation, molecular function: transcription cis-regulatory region binding. The coding region runs from base 1 to 1494 and encodes 497 amino acids. The record is from RefSeq and is a predicted model, not a curated record.
AUGCUCCAGCAGCAACAGCAUAUCAGCAGCAGCAGCAGCAGCAAUAGCAUAGGAUUAGCAGCAGCAGCUGCUGCUACUGCUGCUGCUGGUGCUGCUGUCUCCGGCGACUUGGGCUGUCCCCUUUUAAAGCGCAGCGUAGCAUCAGCAGCAGCAGGAGAAGCAACAACAGCAGCAGAAGAAGAAGCAGCAGCAGCAGCAGCAGCAGCAGGAACAGCAGCAGCAGCAGCAGCAGAAGCAGGGAGGAGACACCCAUCAAGGCGGCAGCAGCUGUCUCCUCUCCCAGACUCAAACGCGCUGUCUCCUCUCAUCGCAGCGAAGCGAGAAGAGCAGCAGCAGCAGCAGCAGCAGCAGCAGCAGCAGCAGCAGGGAGGAGACGGAGCCCACCCGGACCGCCCUUCUUCGCCUUUACAGCUGAAGCGGGAGAGAGAUGAAAGGCAGCAGCAGCAACAGCAGCAGCAGCAGCAGCAGCAGCAGCAGCAGCAGCAGCAGCAGCAGCAACAAAAGCAAGAGCAGCAGCAGGAGGAGGAGCAACGAGAGCAAGAUAAGGAAGAAGGAUGCAUGUCUUGGGAAUCCAUAAACUCCCACCGCACCAGCAGCAGCAACAGCAGCAGCAGCAGCAGCAGCAGCAGCAGCAGCAGCAGCAAGAGUAUGGCUUUGUCUACAACAACCCCAUCGACAACCCCCCCGACCCCCAGCAGCACAGCGCCUACCCCUACCCCUAUCAGCAGCACCACAACAACCCCCAGCACCCCCAGCACCACCACCACCACCAGCACCACCACAACCACCAGCAGCAGCAGCAGCAGCAGCAGCAGCAGCAUGAGUAGCAACGAAGUUUCUUGGUUUCGUUCUGGGCGUGUAGGGGGUCGUUGUAUCCGGGGGGCCCCCCGGUCCACCAUACAGCAGCUGUACGGGCAAAUAUACGACUUAGAGGCCCUCGCAAUAAAAUUAAAUAAAACACAUAUCGAUGAUAUUGACCCGGGAGGCUUCGAUAGAAACUAUGCACACGGAAAAAGAUUUGCAGUGGGGGACUUGGGCAGAAAACUACUGCUUGUUGUUGUUAGAGAGAAGCUAGAGGAGGAGGAGGAGGAGGAGGAACAAAUGCGCAGACUUGUGCAGCAGCAGCAGCUGCAGCAACAGCAGCAGCAGCAGCAGCAGCAGCUGCAGCAGCAGCAGCAGCAGCAACACGAGCCACAAAACACUGCACCGAGAAAGAGACACAAAAGAGCUGAUGCAGCGCAGCAGCAAACGACGGCUCAUUCAUUCCCUUCUUCCUUCAGACAGCAGCAGCAGCAGCAGCAGCAGCAGCAGCAGCAACUGCAACACGAACACGAGCAGCAACAGCAGCGUCCGAAGCAGCACCACGACGAACACGAGCACCAGCAACAUUCCCAGCAGCAACAACAACAACAACAACAACAGCAGCAGCAGCAGCAGCAGCAGCAGCAGCAACCCGGAGACCCAGUCUCAGCACGCUGCAGCAGCAGCAGCUGA